Molecule: messenger RNA, 450 nt
Organism: Oppiella nova
Lineage: Eukaryota; Metazoa; Arthropoda; Arachnida; Sarcoptiformes; Oppiidae
Source: the annotation of a GenBank genome assembly
GGCUGCCACCCGUCCUACUUUUGGAGGAUUGUCCUCCAAUCGGCCCCUCAAUUCACUAUACGUUAGCUAUAAUGUCUGGCGGUAACCAUUGGGACCCCGUGAGGGACUACGUGGACAAGUACCGUCCCAAUGUGGUUGGCCAAGUUUACGAUGGUGUUGACCAGGCUGGUCAAUUGGUCCAGAGAGGCUUGAAACAAUUGGAUAGAGUGUCACCAGCGGUGGGAACGGCUGCUCGAGUAGGCGUAAAAUUUGUCGAAGAAAAGUUGCCAAGCUUACAGGAUAAUCGUCCACGUAAAAAUUAGCCAUGGUCAAUGUAAGAUGUAAGGCGUGAGAAAAUGUGUCCCGUCAAAUAAUCGGAAAAAUGAUAUUUGUUAUUCUAUUUUUUGAAAGUAACAAUGCUAAAUGUGGAUAUUUUUCGAACAAAAUUAAAUAAAUGAAAUUUAAAAAAUA